This is a messenger RNA of Saprolegnia parasitica CBS 223.65, 467 nucleotides long. RefSeq lists its product as hypothetical. The transcript is spliced from 5 exons. Bases 24 to 467 code for a protein of 147 amino acids. The record is from RefSeq and is a predicted model, not a curated record. NCBI's taxonomy places the organism in Eukaryota, Oomycota, Saprolegniomycetes, Saprolegniales, Saprolegniaceae.
CCAGAUUUCAAUCAUUCCGAGAUAUGGACCUCGAAGCGCUCGUCGUGGCCGAGCAGCUCCUGCACUUUAGUCAUCCGCUGAUGACGACGCCGCUUGACGCAACGGCGAACGUCGGCGACUGGGACAAGUGCGAAGCGUCGGCUAUGACCUUCAAACACGAGAUCGUGCGGCCAGCCACACCGCCGUGGGCGGCUGCGAAGGUGACAGGCGGCGUGCUCGCCGACAACGGAGUUCGCACGACGUCGUGCGGCGCUGAACGUCUCAUCUCGACUUGCGUAGAUCAACUCGUGCCUCCACGUGCCCCCAAGGAGCUCUUGCGCCAGCACCAGACACGAUUUCGCCGGGUUCGAAAAAGGUGGCACGUGUGGCAUCUCGACAAGCUCAAGCGCCUUAGCCGCUUCCUCCCAUCGCAGCGACGUCCUCGGCGCCGGAAGCACGCGUUGAAGCCAUCGCCCAAAUCUCCAUAA